This is a messenger RNA of Aspergillus alliaceus, 1581 nucleotides long. RefSeq names its product major facilitator superfamily-domain-containing protein. Bases 1 to 1581 code for a protein of 526 amino acids. Gene Ontology annotation, cellular component: membrane. The transcript has 4 exons. Gene Ontology annotation, molecular function: transmembrane transporter activity. Gene Ontology annotation, biological process: transmembrane transport. NCBI's taxonomy places the organism in Eukaryota, Fungi, Ascomycota, Eurotiomycetes, Eurotiales, Aspergillaceae. The record is from RefSeq and is a predicted model, not a curated record.
AUGGAGGAAACCGAACGGGCGGUGGCCAGCGGGUGCGAUGAGAAGAAAUUGGAUGCCAAUGUCAACUCUACAAUGGCUCCCACGCCGCGCGACGAGGAAGCUCGACCGGAAGUCUUCUCAUCCACUGUCCAAGAGAUCUUGUUUGUUUCCGUUGCGACAAUGGCGAUCGCUAUGUCGUCCCUUCUCACGGGAGCCAUUACCGUGCUCACAUCGCAAGUUCAGAGGGACCUGAAUAUGACCACCGCGGAGCUAACGUGGCUGACUGCUUCAUCUUCUCUGGCUUCUGGGUCCUUUCUCUUAUUCUUUGGUCGCUUGGCGGAUCUAUUUGGCCGGAAGACACUCUUCAUCGGGGGUAUGGCUCUCUUCGCCGUUUUCGCUUUGGCCGCUGGCUUCUCCAAAACGCCCAUACAAGUCGACAUUCUCAACGGCGUCAUGGGCCUGAUGUCGGCUGUCUCCGUUCCACCGGCGCAGGGUAUGCUCGCCAACAUCUACGAGAAACCGUCGAAAAGGAAGAACAAGGUCUUUGCCUGCUUCAGUGCCGGCAACCCCAUGGGAUUCGUGUUCGGAAGCAUAUUUUCCGGCAUCGCCACGCAACUAUUCAACUGGAGAGCCAGUUUCUUCUUACUAGCCAUCAUCUACGUCGUCAUUGUCGCCAUCUCAUUGUUCACCGUCCCGCCCGACCACUCGGCUAAAGAAAAGGUAUCCGUUCAAGCCAUCGAGAAAUUCGACGUCCUCGGCACCAUCCUGACCAUUGCGGGCAUCGGGUUGUUCUCCGGUGCACUGAGUCUCGGUUCGGACGCCCCCCAAGGCUGGAAGACCCCGUACGUCCUCGUCUGCCUCAUCCUCGGCGCCCUCCUGAUCAUCGCCUUCGUGUUCUGGGAGUGCUGGUACUCCUAUCCCCUCAUCCCCAUGUCCAUCUGGCGUGACCGCGACUUCUCGCUGGUCAUCGUGGUCCUUCUUCUCGGUUUCCUCGCCUUCCCGAUCAUGGUAUUCUGGGUCUCCCUUUUCAUGCAGGAGGUCAAGCACUACUCCGCGCUCCCCGUCGCCGUGCACAUGCUGCCCAUGGCCAUUGGGGGCAUCAUCGUCAACAUCAUCGCGGGGCUCGUCAUGCAUCGCGUGCCCAACAAUCUCCUCAUGCUCAUUGGCGCGAGCGCCUACGUUGGAUCCUUCCUUCUCAUCGGCCUCCAGCAUUCAGACAGCAGCUACUGGGCCUUCAUCUUCCCGGGUUUGCUCCUCGCGGUGGUUGGGGCGGACUUCGAGUUCUGCGUGGCGAACAUGUACGUCAUGAGCUCCCUCCCAGCGGAGCAACAGAGUAUCGCGGGCGGGAUCUUCCAGACGGUGACGAAGCUAUGCGUGGCCAUCGGCAUGGGAAUCAGUACCGCCAUUUUCGAUGCAGUGAAGACGAAUGGGACGGCAACGAGCGGGUACUUCAAGGGUGACCCGAUUGAGCCAUAUAGCGCUGCGUUCUUGUACUGUGCGGGUAUUGCGGCGCUUGGCAUUCCACUGUGUGCGUUCUUGAGGAUUGGAGCACAGGGGCACGGUGGAGAUGGGAAGAAGAUGAGGGAUGACGAGAAGGUCUGA